Cryptomeria japonica (Japanese cedar) is the source of this 1882-nucleotide messenger RNA. RefSeq names its product protein DETOXIFICATION 31. The transcript is spliced from 9 exons. Gene Ontology annotation, cellular component: membrane. The record is from RefSeq and is a predicted model, not a curated record. Gene Ontology annotation, biological process: xenobiotic detoxification by transmembrane export across the plasma membrane. NCBI's taxonomy places the organism in Eukaryota, Viridiplantae, Streptophyta, Pinopsida, Cupressales, Cupressaceae. The coding region runs from base 186 to 1646 and encodes 486 amino acids. Gene Ontology annotation, molecular function: xenobiotic transmembrane transporter activity; antiporter activity.
GUCUCCACAACACUAAAAUGUUUCCAAGUUCCUUUAAAUGUCUGUUUUUAAACAAUUUAAGUAUCGAAGCUAUUGGAAGAAGCAGAAGCAAAGAUCAGCAAUACAGGAAGCUUCUGUGUCAAGAUUUAUAACAAGAGGGUCCUAAAAAAAUUCCAAGCUUGAUUGGGGCUUCGAUUGAAGCGGCCAUGGACGAGGAGAGUGUAAGCAUGCCUUUGAUACACAUCAAUGGCGAUGAGGAGUUUGUUGGGGAUCUUCCAGCCAUUGAAGGAUGGAGAGGUCUGCUCAAAGCAAGCUGCAAUGAAUCAAAGAAGCUAUGGUACCUGGCAGGUCCUGCUAUUUUCACCUCACUCUGUCGAUACUCACUCGGAAUCAUCACACAGGCAUUCGCUGGUCAUAUUGGCACUCUUGAAUUAGCCGCUGUUUCCAUCGAAAACUCUGUAAUCGCUGGCUUCUCACAGGGCAUACUGUUAGGAAUGGCCAGCGCGCUUGAGACUCUGUGUGGGCAGGCCUUUGGAGCCAAACAAGUUGGGAUGCUCGGAGUUUAUCUGCAGCGCUCUUGGGUUAUAUUAACCACAACUGCCCUGCUUCUGAGCAUGGUUUAUGUGUGGUCUGCUCCAAUUCUGAAACUCAUCGGCCAAGAUGAUGAUAUUGCAGAUCUGGCAGGGCAGUUCGCGAUAUGGAUGAUCCCCCAGUUAUUCGCUUACGCCUUGGUUUUCCCGCUGUCAAAGUUUUUGCAGGCGCAGAGUAAAGUGUUGAUAAUGGCGAUGAUUGCCGGUGGAGCACUGGUUGUGCAUGUUUUGUUCAGCUGGUUGAUUAUCUUUAAAUGGGGAUGUGGGCUGUGGGGAGCAGCAUUAAUGCUCAAUAUCUCGUGGUGGAUCAUCGUUUUAUCACAGCUGGCUUUCGUACUUAGCGGCAGGUUCAAGGAGGCAUGGGGAGGUUUCACCUGGGCUGCUUUUCACAACCUAGGGGCUUUCAUUCGACUUUCCUUGGCAUCUGGUGUAAUGUUGUGUUUUGAACUCUGGUAUCUCAACAUUAUAAUACUCUUGGCGGGCUAUCUUAAAAAUCCAAGCAUUUCAGUAGAUGCCAUUUCUAUAUGUAUGAAUUUUAUUGGAUGGGAGACGAUGAUAUCCUUGGGAUUCAAUAUUGCCAUCAGUGUAAGAGUUUCAAAUGAAUUGGGAGCUGGGCAUCCAAGAGCUGCAAAAUUUGCAGUGAUUAAUGUUCUGGGAACAGUGUUUAUAAUAGGAGCCAUUCUUAUGGCUGCAAUCCUCAUUGCUAGGAAUGAAUUUCCCAUGGCAUUUACUAACAGUGAGGAAGUGAGGAAAGCAGCUUCAAGCCUUGCAACUAUUCUUGCUAUUACUAUGCUUUUGAAUAGCAUUCAACCUGUUUUGGGGGGUGUAGCAAUCGGGGCAGGCUGGCAAGCUCUAGUAGCAUAUAUUAACUUAGCAUGUUAUUAUAUUUUUGGAGUUCCCCUUGGCUGUUUGUUGGGUUAUUAUUUUGAUUUUGGACUGAAGGGAAUUUGGGGUGGUAUGGUUUGUGGAACUACCUUGCAAACAAUUACUCUAUGCAUUAUUACAUUGAGAACCAAAUGGAGAAAAGAAGCUUCUCAAGCUGUAGAGAGGAUUAAAGUGUGGGGAGGGCGCAAUUAAGAUCUGUGCAAAACAAUCAAGACCUCAACAUGUGAUUCCAACCAAGUGGUUAAUGUGCUAGUGACAUGAAUUUUGGGAUCAACAUUUACUAAUGGUAGCCAAAUAAAAAAAGGGCUACAAACUACGCCCUUGGAUUGUAAUUGCCCAUUAACUGCAAUUUUGUGAGUGGCAUUAAUGUAUAAAGAAUCGAUCUGAGUACUUUGAUGAUAUGGAAUUUUACCAAAAAAUCUCCUUAA